Mya arenaria is the source of this 5282-nucleotide messenger RNA. RefSeq names its product sodium- and chloride-dependent taurine transporter-like. Gene Ontology annotation, cellular component: membrane. Gene Ontology annotation, biological process: sodium ion transmembrane transport. The record is from RefSeq and is a predicted model, not a curated record. The transcript is spliced from 15 exons. Lineage: Eukaryota; Metazoa; Mollusca; Bivalvia; Myida; Myidae. The coding region runs from base 776 to 2812 and encodes 678 amino acids.
GUAUAGCUGUCGUGCAUCGACUGUGGAAGGUGGGUACAGUGUCAUGCAUCGACUGAACUUUACAACUUUGAUAGUGUGUUGGGCUUUCAAAUAAAGAUUUAGAUGGAUGAUAAACCAUCACAUCUUAAACGUAAGUAAUUGAGAAAAAUUGAAAGUUUCGAUUCAUGAUUUAUCAAGCAAGACGGCGAACACUUGAGGAUAAAGACAACCUCCUUACUGGACUUAACCUGUUUGGUGGAGCUAUAAACAUGGAACUGGAUCCGUGAAAAGAUAGUCGAAAAUAUUCGUUAAUGUUGCAAAUUUAAACCUCUCGAUGAAAUGACACAUACGUACAGACGACAGUAAGAUUCAAAUCCAUUUUGUUUCAUUCCCUCACAAACAUGUUGAAUGCUUGUUAAACCACUUUGGGUAUAAGACGUCUGUGAGCAUAAAUCGUCUUCUGCAAUCGGCGAGGCCGUGCGUACAUGUGGUAUUUGGGCGGUGUGUACAUGUGGUAUUUGGGCGGCCUAAUGAACCGAGGAGGACCAUUCAACCAGCAGGCUUUUUCAUACUUAAAUAUAUUAAACUGGUUUGUAUGCCUGUAUCGAUUGUUGUGAUUUCAAUACUGUCAUUCCACAAUAACGUUGAAUGUAAAUAUGUAUGCUAUUUAAGACUUUACCUCACUGAAUGGUAAUUUGAGUUACCGACCAAGGACCAUUUCGGAAUUUAACAGUCUGUGACCAGAAACCAUUGUGUUGCGGGGACGAAGUUAAACGCGAAACUGAAAUCGUCCAAAAUGGGCAAAGAAAAAAAAUCUCCUAAGAUUGAACUUGAUGGUGACCAGCCGCCGGAUACGGAGCUGGACUACAAGAAGCGGGAGACGUGGGGCUCGAGGUUCGACUUCCUUUUGGCGUGCAUCGGCUUCUCCGUGGGGCUUGGGAACGUCUGGCGGUUCCCGUACCUCUGUUACAAGAACGGUGGAGGUGCCUUCCUCAUUCCGUACCUGAUAUGUGUCAUCGUUGGAGGAAUACCACUCUUCUACCUUGAGGUAGCCGUCGGCCAGUUCAUGGGUGUCGCCGGGAUCAACGCGUGGAACCUGUGUCCAAUCUUUCGAGGUAUCGGUUUGUCCACCUUGAUCAUCGUCUUCUUCCUGAACUGUUACUACAACGUAAUCCUCGCCUGGGCGUUCAGAUACUUUUUCGCGUCGUUCACGAGUAAGCUCCCUUGGACGGACUGUGAUCCAGAUUGGGCGACUGAGCACUGCAGCAAGUUCGACCCGGCCUCCGACAACAGAUGCAACUACACACACGCAAACAACGUCAUCGAAACAGGGGCGAAAUUUAAUGGAAGCUGCAUAUCGAAAACCGAUGCGGACACCAGAAACAUCACCGUCUACCUGUCGGCGGCUUACAAUGCCACGGAGGAGGCCAUCGGCUACAAGGUGGAACCCGUCACCGAAUACUGGGAGAACAAGGUUCUGGCGAUCUCUGACGGAAUACACGACAUGGGUCCGGUCAAGUGGGACCUCGUCCUGUGCCUGCUGUUUGCCUGGAUCGUCGUCUACCUCUGUAUCUGCAAAGGAAUUAAGUCAUCCGGAAAGGUAAUGUACGUUACGGCGACGUCACCUUACAUCUUCAUGUUGGUGUUGCUGAUUCGAAACUCUUUGCUGGAUGGAGCCAAGGAGGGAAUCAUCUACUACUUGCAGCCAGACUUCUCUAAAAUGAAAGAUACACAGGUGUGGGUUGACGCGGGGACGCAAAUUUUCUUUUCCUACUCAAUCUCCCUCGGGGCACUAACAGCCCUCGGCAGCUACAACAAGUUCCACCACAACUCAUACAGGGACGCCAUCAUUUUCGCAUGUGCGAACAGCGGCACGAGCAUUUUCGCGGGAUUCAUCAUAUUCUCCAUCCUCGGUCACAUGUCAGUCGUGCAGGGAAAGGAUAUAGCAGAUGUCGCCGAAGCAGGUCCUGGGUUGGCAUUUAUCGCGUACCCCAAGGCGUUGACGUUGCUCCCGGGGGCCCCGUUCUGGUCCAUCAUGUUCUUUCUCAUGGUCAUCUUGCUCGGGCUAGACAGCCAGUUUGUUGGUGUGGAGGGUGUGGUGACAGCGGUUGUGGAUCAAUUCCCGGGCUUCUUGCGCAAGGGCCACAGAAGGGAGGUUUUCAUUGGCUGCGUCUGCAUCCUCCAGUUUCUCGUUGGCCUGCCCAUGGUCUGCCCGGGCGGGAUGUAUGUGUUCCAGCUAUUCGAUUACUAUUCCGGAAGUAGAAUCAUCCUCUUUGUCGCAGCCUUCAUGUGCGUUGCCGUUGCCUGGUGUUAUGGUAUUCGCCGUUUCUAUGACAACCUGGAAAUGAUGUACGGUUGGAGAAUCAACCCAUACAUGGCCAUCUGCUGGACUGUUCUGAGUCCAAUAUUCUGCAUGGUAAUUUUCGUGUUAAGCACUAUCAGCUACUCCGAACUUGACUACAAGCGACCGAAGGGCGUCUACGAAUAUCCCCAGUGGGCGGUGGCCAUCGGAUGGACGAUGGCCGCGUUCGCCGCCGUCUGGAUUCCCAUUGGUUGGCUCUACCACAUCAUCAGAUACGGCUCCAGCUGGGAGACAUUUCAGUUGGCGUUCAAGCCGCUGGGUUUAAGAGAUUAUCAGUUACGAUCCCAGGACAAAGGGGAGCGCUCCCUGGCCGACCUGAACCGGCCCAAUGGAUACAUUUCGGACGGUCACGGGGUCCCUGCCACUAAAAGCGAAUCUACGCCAGCGUACAAGACGGCACUGGAUAACAAGGGUGGAAUGGACAAUCCGACAUUUGUACCAUCGGAGCAGCCGACAUUCACAAGACUUUAAAUUCUGGACACUCUAAAAUCAACACAGCGUCAUUAGCUGAUAUAGACACAAUUGCUUUUACUGGAAUUAUGGAAUUAACUACCAACCGUCUCUUAUUCUUACUGGAAUAUUGGAAUCAAUCAUCAACCAUCUCUUAUUCUUACUGGAAUAUUGGCAUCAACCAUCGACCAUCUCUUAUUCUUACUGGAAUAUUGGCAUCAACCAUCAACCAUCUCUUUUACUUACUGUAACAUUGCCAUAUCUUAUACUUACUGUGAUAUUGGCAACAACCACCAACCAUCCUUUAUACUUACUGAUAUAUUAAUUGGCAUUAACCACCAACCAUCUCUUAUACUUACUGAGAUAUUGGCAACAACCACCAACCAUCUUUUAUACUUACUGAUAUAUUGGCAUCAACCAUUAACCAACUCUUAUACUUACUGUGAUAUUGAAUAUCUAUUACUUACUGGCAUCCACUAUCAACCACCAACCAUCUCUUAUACUUACUGAGAUAUUGGCAUCAACCACCAACCAUCUCUUAUACUUACUGAGAUAUUGGCAUCAACCACCAACCAUCUCUUAUACUUACUGAGAUAUUGGCAUCAACCACCAACCAUCUCUUAUACUUACUGAGAUAUUGGCAUCAACCACCAACCAUCUCUUAUACUUACUGAGAUGUUGGCAUCAACCACCAACCAUCUCUUAUACUUACUGAGAUGUUGGCAUCAACCACCAACCAUCUCUUAUACUUACUGAGAUGUUGGCAUCAACCACCAACCAUCUCUUAUACUUACUGAGAUAUUGUCAUCAACCACCAACCAUCUCUUAUACUUACUGAGAUAUUGUCAUCAACCAUCAACCAUCUCUUAUACUUACUGAGAUAUUGUCAUCAACCAUCAACCAUCUCUUAUACUUACUGAGAUAUUGGCAUCAACCAUCAACCAUCUCUUAUACUUACUGAGAUAUUGGCAUCAACCAUCAACCAUCUCUUAUACUUACUGAGAUAUUGGCAUCAACCAUCAACCAUCUCUUAUACUUACUGAGAUAUUGGCAUCAACCACCAACCAUCUCUUAUACUUACUGAGAUAUUGGCAUCAACCACCAACCAUCUCUUAUACUUACUGAGAUAUUGGCAUCAACCACCAACCAUCUCUUAUACUUACUGAGAUAUUGGCAUCAACCACCAACCAUCUAUUACACUUACUGAGAUAUUGGCAUCAACCACCAACCAUCUCUUACACUUACUGAGAUAUUGGCAUCAACCAUCAACCAUCUCUUAUACUUACUGAGAUAUUGGCAUCAACCAUCAACCAUCUCUUAUACUUACUGAGAUAUUGGCAUCAACCAUCAACCAUCUCUUAUACUUACUGAGAUAUUGGCAUCAACCACCAACCAUCUCUUAUACUUACUGAGAUAUUGGCAUCAACCAUCAACCAUUUAUUACACUUACAGAGAUAUUGGCAUUAAUCAUCAACUUUCUCAUAUAUAAACAAUGACUUGAUAAACGGAUGUCAUUUCGACACAAGUAUGGUAACUGGUGAGAUUUCCCACCUGUGGAUAUAAAAGGAACACGGCCAAAAUGCUCAAACUUUCAUCAAGCGCCUGCAGUGUUUGUUAGCAUACACUAAACAAAAUUCCUAACCGGCCACUAAGUAAAGUAACCUUCCUGAAAAGUGCAUUAAGUAUAAUCAAUAUACAGUUCAGUAUUCGAUAUCCGCUAUCUCGUGGCAAUAGUCUUUGAAAAUUUCAGCUAAAUCGAAGCAUAAACGGCAGAGAAAACACAGUCCAUAUGCGGUAACUCCCAAAUCCAAAAGUCACAAGGAAAAGAAAUAACAAUGCAAAUUCCAUAGGGAAUCAAAAUUUUCAUUGUAUUUGUAUUUUUAGCAAUAUUUUGACUCAGGCUUUGUUUCACAUAGAUGGUAAUGUUAAAGUUGAACUUUCAUUUGAACUAAUUAAGCCGUUGAUGACUGUGUUUCAGUCUCACAUAUGAUGUAAUAUCAUUUUAAAGUAAUUAAGGGUGGUAUUUUUCUUCCUUUACACGCUAUGUUAUAUUUUGUGACUUUUAUGAUUGAGAGUGUUGUCAUUUGAGACACUGUAUCUUUUUGACAAAGCGAAAUAUGUGAACCAAGUUUUCACAGCAUGUGUACGAGGUAAUGGUCUUUUCUUAAAACUAAUUUGUAAUUAGGCUUAUUUCACAGGGAAAGGAACAUUAGAAGAUUACUUAGGUGGCCGGUAAGGAAUUUUGUUAAGUGUAUAUCUUGUAUUACAGAAUGCGGAAAGUUCAUUGUUGAUUUUUGUUUCGUUUAUUUAAAAUGAUAGACUUAUUUCAUAAACCAUAGAUACGAAUGCGUCUUCCACGUGAAAUGCCACGAAACAUAUAUGAACUAUUUUUCUUAUAUAUUUUAUCCCGGAUUAAUAUUAAAUUCCAUUAUGAUCCUAACAUUUCUGUAUAAGUUGUAUUAGCUGUUUAUAAUAUAUUUGGCACAAUGUA